GUCUCCAAAUUCCGCUAUCUUUUAUUCAUCUAGAAGAGAUUCUAAAAGGAAAACAGUGAAGGGGAAAAAAAGAGCAGCGCAGAUGGAAGAACCGCAAAAUGAAAACGGAAAUUUGAGUACAAUCGCGGAGGAUGAGCCGAUAGUCGGACCUGGGCCUGCCCCUCGAUCCCGUCCCAAGCGCCCGCUCCUUUUCGAACAAGCAUAUCUCGAUGCCCUUCCUUCGGCUAACAUGUACGAGAAAAGCUAUAUGCAUCGAGAUGUGGUUACUCAUGUUGCUGUAUCGGCUGCGGAUUUUUUCAUUACCGGAAGUGUUGAUGGACAUUUGAAAUUUUGGAAGAAAAAGGCUGUUGGGAUCGAGUUUGCAAAGCAUUUUAGAUCCCACUUAGGUCCCAUUGAAGGUCUAGCGUCAUCAACCAUGACUUCUUCAUCUAUGCAGGUUAGUGCAGAUGGUUUACUUUGCUGUACAAUUUCCAGUGACCGUUCUGUGAAGGUAUAUGAUGUGGUCAACUAUGACAUGAUGGUCAUGAUUCGCUUACCUUAUGUUCCUAGUGCUGUCGAAUGGGUCUACAAGCAAGGUGAUGUUAAAGCUAAGCUUGCCAUUAGUGAUAGAGAUUCAUCAAUGGUCCAUAUAUAUGAUGCACGAGAUGGUUCAAAUGAACCCAUUAUCUCAAGAGAGAUACACCUGGGCCCAGUGAAAGUAAUCAGGUACAACUCUGCAUUUGACAUUGUAAUAUCUGGUGACGAGAAGGGACUUAUCGAGUACUGGAACCCUGCCACACUUCAGUUCCCAGAAAGCGAGGUCAAUUUUAGAUUGAAAAGUGAUACUAAUCUCUUUGAAAUUGCAAAAUGCAAGACAGCUAUUUCUUCAAUUGAGGUCAGCCCAGACGGUAAGCAAUUUGCUAUUACAUCGCCUGAUCGCAGAAUACGUGUCUUUUGGUUUAGAAAUGGAAAAUUAAGGCGAGUUUAUGAUGAAUCACUUGAGGUGGCCCAAGAUCUUCAGAGAAGUGAUGCUCCCAUGUAUCGGCUGGAAGCUAUAGACUUUGGCAGAAGAAUGGCUGUUGAAAAGGAAAUUGAAAAUACUGAAACUGCACCACAACCAAAUGCAGUUUUUGACGAGAGCUCUAAUUUCCUCAUAUAUGCUACUCUUCUGGGGAUAAAAAUGGUAAAUUUGCACACCAAUAAAGUUGCUCGAAUACUUGGAAAGGUGGAGAGCAAUGACAGAUUCUUGAGAAUUGCAUUAUAUCAAGGUGAUCAAAGCAGCAAGAAAGUGAGGAAAAUUCCUGCUGCGGCAGCAAAUGUCAAUGAAAGUAAAGAGCCAUUAACGGAUCCUACCCUCUUGUGUUGUGCUUUCAAGAAGCAUAGGAUCUAUUUAUUCAGUCGAAGAGAACCAGAAGAACCUGAAGACGCCACAAAAGGAAGGGAUGUCUUUAAUGAAAAGCCACCUGCUGAUGAGCUUUUGGCUGUAUCUGAUAUUGGAAAAGCAGUUACAACUUCUCUUCCUGACAAUGUGAUACUGCACACCACGAUGGGUGAUGUUCACAUGAGACUGUACCCAGAAGAAUGUCCAAAAACUGUGGAGAACUUUACUACACACUGUCGGAAUGGCUAUUACGAUAAUCUAAUCUUUCACCGUGUCAUCAAAGGGUUCAUGAUACAAACAGGAGAUCCAUUAGGAGAUGGCACUGGUGGGCAGUCUAUUUGGGGAAGGGAAUUCGAGGACGAGUUUCAUAAAAGUUUACGACAUGACAGGCCGUUCACAGUGUCGAUGGCUAAUGCUGGCCAAAAUACAAAUGGCUCACAGUUCUUUAUAACCACAGUGGCUACCCCAUGGCUGGACAAUAAGCAUACAGUAUUUGGCAGAGUUGUUAAGGGAAUGGAUGUAGUACAGGGUAUUGAAAAAGUGAAGACGGACAAAGCCGACAAGCCAUACCAAGAUGUAAAAAUCUUAAAUGUGACCGUGCCGAAGUCGUAAUAGUUUAUUUCUGCGGUGAGUCAUUCGAGAUAUUGUUUGACCUGUGACAUCCAUGUUAGAACUUCGGUUGCCGGUGAUCAUCUUCUAUAUUUGUUCUGUUGGAAUCAGAAAAAAUUCGCCCUCAUCAUGCAGUCAUAGGCUGACCUUCCUAAUAUGGACUUUUUCUAAUGUAGGAUUUAUAUUUCAACAUAUUUCUUGCCCUCUUGAAUUGCAUGAACUUGGUUGUCUUUUGA
Molecule: messenger RNA, 2205 nt
Organism: Hibiscus syriacus
Lineage: Eukaryota; Viridiplantae; Streptophyta; Magnoliopsida; Malvales; Malvaceae
Product: peptidyl-prolyl cis-trans isomerase CYP71-like
Exons: 13
Coding region: 83-1972 (629 amino acids)
Biological process (GO): protein peptidyl-prolyl isomerization; protein folding
Molecular function (GO): protein binding; peptidyl-prolyl cis-trans isomerase activity
Source: RefSeq, a predicted model, not a curated record